AUGUUCUUCCUGAAGACAUGUAGCCUCUUUCAUUUCAACACUGCCAACAUCAGCCAAGUAAAAGCAAACAGAGUUAUGGAGUUCACGUUUAUUGACAAUAAUGACGGCAUUGACCGCGGCACAAGGACCUUGAUCCGCCAUCGCGCUGCAAAAGGGUGGAACCUUGGACGCAGGAUCAAUCGGCCAUCGCGUGUAAAAGCAUUCGAGCGCCGAGUUCCGAAAGAGACACCCACCACUGCUGGGCUUAAGCAUGCAUCCACAAGGACGCUUCCUGAAAGCGGCGAAGAGGACUCGCCUCCUCAUAGAGACACUGAGGACGUGCUCCCACCGGUUGAGCCUGUGAUAGGCGAUUGCGUAUCUGUCUUAUGCCUCCCUAUAGAAGUAGCCCAGAAAGACAGGGUGCUCUUGUACGAUGCUGUGGCUUUCAUGAGAUCUCCGCGAUGUGCACCGAGUUUAGCCAAAGCGCUUGCUCAGGUCAGUGUCAAUCAGUCAAUAUUCCUGCAAUUAAUAUUCACAGACCAAGCCUACUAUCACUGCGCUUUGGCUUUUGUUCUUGAAUGCACCAAACCUUCUCCACAAGCCAAUAUCUCUGCAACUCGUCACAUCACUCAGGUCUUCCGUCUAAUCAAUGAGCGUAUAUCUCGCGGCGAGCGAAUUACAUAUCCCACAAUGGUGGUAGUCAUGAGCCUAUCAACGUAUGAGUCUACCCGUGGUCGCUACGACCGCGGCAUAAUCCACCUCUCGGGUCUUCAUCGAAUGAUCGAGAUGCAGGGCGGCUUGGGCCGCGUUGGCUUGGAAAAGCCUGAGAUUAUGCAAAAGAUAUAUCGAGCCGAUCUUGACUAUGCGCUUCGACUUGGGUCGUUCCCGAAACUGGAUAUAGAGCUCUUUGAGAACACAAAGACUAUGGAGAGAUUGACUUUAUCUCCCAGUAUGGAUCUAUAUAUUCCUUCUGCUAUAUCUAGUCAGAGAUUUCGAGAACAGUUUGGCACCGAGUUUUGUGACCUCUGGGACAACGUGGCUGCUCUAUCUACGCUCGUCAAUGAGGCGAGCGCCGGGGAACGUUCAAAGCUACCCACGAUAGAAUUUCUACGAAGUCACGUCUGGCUCGGCCAUAGACUUCUGAAGUAUGCCCCGUUGAGCUCGCCGCGUUCACUAAAUCGCAUCCAGAGCAUAGCGCAUUUGGGCCUUUUGACGAUAAUCAGCUCUUUUUUAUGCGGCCUCGAUCGUCGCGUAACGGAAAACUCUAUCCUGUCUCAAAUGAUCCGCAAAGAGGCCAAUUUAGAGCCAGAUGAUGAGCAUCAAGAUCUUCUUUUAUGGAUUUUGUUCUUGGGGGCGGCGGUUAUUCUACAGGAUCCCGGCCAUGAUGACUGGCUCAUCCCAAGAACUUGGGAAACAAUGCAGAAAUUACGAGUAACCACUUGGAGCGAGAUUAUGGGAGCUCUUUCAAAUCUCCCUUGGAUCAAUGAUUUUUAUGAAAAAGAGAGCUUGGCAUUCUACUACAGAGUCUCUCACUAUGGAGAAAUUUAG
This is a messenger RNA of Trichoderma gamsii, 1527 nucleotides long. RefSeq lists its product as hypothetical. Lineage: Eukaryota; Fungi; Ascomycota; Sordariomycetes; Hypocreales; Hypocreaceae. The coding region runs from base 1 to 1527 and encodes 508 amino acids. The transcript is spliced from 4 exons. The record is from RefSeq and is a predicted model, not a curated record.